This is a messenger RNA of Arabis nemorensis, 237 nucleotides long. NCBI's taxonomy places the organism in Eukaryota, Viridiplantae, Streptophyta, Magnoliopsida, Brassicales, Brassicaceae. The record is from the annotation of a GenBank genome assembly.
AUGGCAGCUUUCUUAGACAAGGCGACAACUUCUUCUGCUCAAAACGAAGCCAAAGAAAUCAAGAACGAAGCUGCAGCCUCCACUGAAACGGCCAAGACAGAGCUCGUUGUUGGAGGAGCACCAAGCAGCACCGUGGCAAGCCGAGACCUUCUCGUAUCCACAGACAAUCAGCCUUUGUUAGCCUCUGGUGAGGGCGGGGUUGAGACAAGGACAAGAUGGAGCCAUCUAAAAGAUUGA